Fusarium falciforme is the source of this 1542-nucleotide messenger RNA. RefSeq names its product Zn(2)-C6 fungal-type domain-containing protein. Gene Ontology annotation, biological process: regulation of DNA-templated transcription. The record is from RefSeq and is a predicted model, not a curated record. Gene Ontology annotation, molecular function: DNA-binding transcription factor activity, RNA polymerase II-specific; zinc ion binding. The transcript is spliced from 6 exons. Lineage: Eukaryota; Fungi; Ascomycota; Sordariomycetes; Hypocreales; Nectriaceae. Bases 1 to 1542 code for a protein of 513 amino acids.
AUGCCGUUGGCUUGGAAUACGUCCGUACAGGGUGCGGAACUUGCAAGAGUUGGUCAUCUUCAUAACUGUGUAAUUUGUCGGCUAAUUUUCCUGGCAGUCCGCAAGGUCAAGUGUGACGAGGCCCGUCCAGCCUGCAAGAGAUGUACCUCGACAGGCCGAAAAUGUGAUGGGUAUCGAGUUGACUUUCACAGCCCGUCAAGUUCCGUGACUGUUCCGGUGGGUGUAGGGUCCAUCUACGCCCUGACACCCCAGGCAAGGUCGUUACAGUUCUUUACGGAAAAGACUCUCGCCGGUCUCCAGACCUUCUUUCCCGACCAUUUAUGGAAUACCAAGAUUCUUCAGGUAGCCCAGUCUACCGAAUGCAUCAGGAACGCAAUCAUCGCUUUGGCCUCGUUCCACGAGCAGUAUCUGAAGGCCACCUCAGCGCAACAACCCGACUCAAAGUUUGGGUUGGGUCACUACAAUCUUGCCAUCAGGCAGUCAAUCUCCUUCUCAAAUGAGAUAUCAUCACCGCCACACAUACCAAUUCUCUCUUGUCUGAUAUUUGUAUGCAUCGAAGUCCUCCAAGGCAAAAUUGAAUCAGCCAUCGCGCUCUUCAAGUACGGCAGCAAAAUGAUUCAACAGUAUCAAUCUGAUAUUUGCUCGGUCAACCAGUUUGGGAAUUGCUAUCUCAAUACUCAGCUCCGUUCUGAUGCUGUGAUGACCCUGCAGCUCGCUAAGGCAUUGUUCAAACGCAUCGCUGUCCAGAUCUACAUGCUCACUGGAGAUGUGGACACUGAGCUUGUUAUUGCUUUCAAAAACACAUUCGGAGGCACAUAUCCUCUCCAUGAUCUGCCCUUCAGAUGCCUUGCCGAGGCAAGAGAAGCGCUUCUAGACAUAAUCGUAGAGCAAGCCAGUCCCGGGCUCAAAGGAAAAGACGCAGAGCAGCUCAUGUUCCAUUCCGUCAAGAUUAGACAGUGGACUUCUUCAUUCGACGCCCUCGUAGCCAACAACUACUCUGGCGAGAAACCAGUAAGCGAUGUCGAGCGGAGGGCCAUUGCGCUUCUGCAAGUGUACCGACAAUACCUUGAGAUCAAUGUCGCCAAAUAUGCCUAUGGCCAAGGUGACCCCUGCUUCUGGGAUCGCUUUAUGGCAGAGUUUGGCAACAUGGUCAAUAACGCCGCUAUCGCGACCGGCCUUGAUGGAAAGGGAUCAGAGCAAACUUCCAAGUCGCUUUUCCACAUGGACAUUGGCGUUUCUUCAAUCCUCUUUUCCAUAAUUGCAAGAUGUCGGGACCCAACGAUACGGAGGAAGGCAAUCGGAAUUAUGCUUGCAGACAGGUCCCAGGAAGGCGUUUGGAACUCGUCGCUAGCAGCCCAAGGUGCGAUCAAGCUGAUGGAACUCGAGGAAAGUCGAAGCGGAAAAGAAGUCAAGCGCAGUCAAGAUAUCCCUGAGGAAGCGAGAGUACGAACUGUGCGUCUGUAUUUGGAGAGUGGCAAGAGGACAGCCAAGAUGGUAUAUGGGUUUGAUCAGGGUUCCUGGGAGUGGACGAUGCCGUCUUAA